This is a messenger RNA of Myzus persicae (green peach aphid), 1386 nucleotides long. RefSeq lists its product as uncharacterized. The record is from RefSeq and is a predicted model, not a curated record. The transcript has 9 exons. Bases 1 to 1386 code for a protein of 461 amino acids. NCBI's taxonomy places the organism in Eukaryota, Metazoa, Arthropoda, Insecta, Hemiptera, Aphididae.
AUGAUCAAAGAAAUAUUUUCUACUGCUAAAAUGAAGAAUGCCAAAAAUAGGAAGUACAGUGAAAAUUGGAUGUUGUUAUGCUUAUUGUUUCAAAUAAGAUCUCCUGGUGGUUAUAAAUACCUUAGACAACAAAAUAUUUUACCUUUGCCAUGUACUACAACAAUACAUAAGCAUUUAUUAGCAAUUAAAAUAGGGUGCGGUUUUGAUGAAGAUUUUUUUAAUCUUCUAAAAAAGAAAUUUGAAACCAAAUCGGAACAACAAAAAAUAGAAGUUCUUGUAUUGGAUCAAUUAUUCCUUAGAGAGAGUAUCAGUGCAAAUACUAGAUCAUUGACAUACCAUGGAUUGGAAGAUUUUGGUGAAGGAAUUGAUCUUUCAAAAAUUGUAAUAAAAGCAAUCUUACUAUUGGAGAAAGUCGGUGUAAAGAUUUUAGGAUUGACAAGUGAUGGUGCUUCUACAAAUCGAACGAUGUGGACUACACUAGAUAAAGCUCCAAUAAAAUGGGAAUUUUAUAAAAAAGUGUUUGAGUACGAUUCUAAAAGUCUUUUGAAAGUUUGCCCAAGGUUAACAUCAAAUCACUUUGAUCUUAAAAAUUUAACUAAGAUGAAGGUUAAAUAUGCAUCUCAAAUGUUUAGUAAAUCUAUGGUAAAUAGAAUACAAUUUUACAAAAGUAAAAAUUAUGAAGGAUUUACAGAUUGUGAAGAAACUAUUAAAUUUACUGAUAUAUUUAGUAAUGUUUUUGAUGCAUUGAACAGAAAAUUUCCUGCGGAAGGAAUUCGAAAAAAUAGUCAUGAUUUAGAGGUACUAAAAAACGUUUUAGUGUGGCUCAAUGAUUGGGAGCAAAAUUUAAGAAAUAAACUUAUCACAGAUGAUAUGUUUCUUACUAAACAAACCGUAGAGGGCCUAAGAAUCACCAUUAAAUCAACAAUAGACUUGGUAGAAUAUUUGCAUACUGAAUUUGGAUUUGCUUAUAAUUUUUUUGGAAUCAUAAGGCAAGUGGCAGGCCCUAAUGAUCAUCUAUCCACACCAAUGUAUUUACAGUUAUACCAAAUACUGUCAGUUUAUUCAUUAAUAAAACCGCCUAAAACGGGGAAUUGCACCAUUUUAGAAGAGAAUGACCCUGUUAUAAAAAUCAGUGAUAUGAAAGAAAUAAUGAAUAAACAUGAUCAAUCUACAAGGGACUUAAAAAUUAGCAAUUUAAAAAAGAAAAUUGACAGCAUUUUUGAAGAAGGUAUUUGGGAUUUUGGCGAUAUUUUUCAAGAAUUUAAUUAUUUUAAUAAUUCCUCUACAGUUUUUGAAUGUGUUGUGUAUUUCUUAGCUGGCUUAAAACCUGAAUAUGGUCAAGUUGUUGUCCCAGAAGCAGAUCUUGUAAAUUUGAAGACAAGAUGA